This is a messenger RNA of Entamoeba invadens IP1, 669 nucleotides long. RefSeq lists its product as hypothetical. NCBI's taxonomy places the organism in Eukaryota, Evosea, Mastigamoebida, Endamoebidae. The record is from RefSeq and is a predicted model, not a curated record. Bases 1 to 669 code for a protein of 222 amino acids. The transcript has a single exon.
AUGUUUCCAGGGAUCAUCUCUUUACAGGGAAAUGACGCACCACAAAAAAUUGCGUUAAAAAUAAGGAAGAGAGGGUUUGUGUCACAGAAUGUGUACAUUUUCCGCAAGAUGACCGACCAACAAGGGAUAGAAGUCAAUUUAGAUAAGGCAAUCGACGUCACAAGACAAAUGAAGGAGACGGCAAACAUGACCGAUUUAUUUGAUGAUAGAAAACACAAAAUUGAGGAGGAAAAUCAAGACGGAACACAACCAAUUUACUACGAAUUUAUCGAGGAAACAACAAACCUAAGAGACUUGUCGGAGUAUAAAAUGGUGAUAAUGGAAGAUAAAGAUUUACUCAAUCAAAGUUCAGACUCAUUCGACUCAGAAGACUCAAACGCGGAAAAUAACCCAAAUAAUUCAUAUCCAGACACCCCAACUUCCGACUCUAUCAGUAAUGACAGUUACUCUGGAGACUACUAUGGAGAUUAUUAUAAUGACGAUAAAGAAAAUGAUGAUGCGAGCAAUGAGAGUGACAGCGAGGAAAGGGAUACAUACGAUCAACAACCCGGAAGUAAGAUGGAGGAAAUCAUUGGACCUUCACAUGCAGAAGAAUUUAAUGCUCAAGACACAUCACCAAAAAUGGAGGAGGACUCGGAUUCAGAAAUUACGUUCAAUAAAAAGGAAUGA